Trichoderma citrinoviride is the source of this 717-nucleotide messenger RNA. RefSeq lists its product as hypothetical. The record is from RefSeq and is a predicted model, not a curated record. The coding region runs from base 1 to 717 and encodes 238 amino acids. NCBI's taxonomy places the organism in Eukaryota, Fungi, Ascomycota, Sordariomycetes, Hypocreales, Hypocreaceae. The transcript has 2 exons.
AUGUCAGUGCCCAGCUUCCUUCUCACUCGAGCCGCAUCCUCGGAAGCACUACAACCAGCCUUCAAAGCCAGAAAGGUGGCCCACGACUGGACUAUACCGACCUCGACAGCGGCCGAACUCGCCGAAGACCAGGCAACACCGAACCAAGACACAUAUCUUACGCUACAAGCCGCCGCCGAGUUCUACAUGCUGCAGCAAAAUCCCCCAGUCUCAGGCAUGGAGCCUCAGAUGAUGGAUUACCCUGCUACGGCUGAGGAAUACCUCUUCCCGGUCACGUCCCAAGGCGAAAGUGCUUCGUUGGACGCUUGGCUACCAAACUGCCAGCCCGAGCCAUCGAUGUACGAGACUGUAACGGCACAACAAGACCUCAACGUAUUCCAACCCCUGUGGCCACCCGAGGCUGCUGUUUUCGGGCCACCCAACCUGGAGAGCUUCAGUACACUAUCAUACUCGCAAGCCCCCAUUUCAGGGAACCUGGAGACUAUGAAGCAGAAUAUAGAGCCAUAUCAGCUGCCAUCCGGCGCCGUACCGCCACACGAAGCCACCGAACAACCGACAAUAGCCCUCCCAAUUCAGGCAGAAUCAAAAGGAAGAAGCGAGAUAGCUCAAGGACGCAUCAUCGAUGAAGUCUUAGGCACAUUGCGUCAGAUGGAUUACCAUAUUAGAGCUACCAAUCGGCAACACCUGGCCGAUAUCAACAGCAGCCGCCUGGCUUGA